CUUUUCAGCUACUGUAUUUCGUGCUGUUCGACUUCGUUGCUCGUGAGGUGGAGUUCGAGACGAGUUCGGCUCCUUCGUUUCCGUUCGACUCCGCUCCUUCGACGUCCCUUCUUGUCGGAUCGGAAGUCACGACAUUUUAAUCGGAAGCAACUACGGGAGCUCGCUCGCUCGCUGUGUAGAACGAUGGCGCUGAGAGGUAUUUGGCAGCUUCAGAAAUUGAUAGUGAGCUAUUGUGACUGGGGUGGAAGUAGCAGGGGAAUCAGGGCAUUCAUGGAAACUCAUUUGCCAUCCUUUAAGGAAAAGAAUCCUCAGCUGGAGGUUGUUACAGAACUUAUCCGUGGUCAACAUCCUCAUUUGAAGGGUUACUACAAGAACCAUAAUCAGCGUGUGAUUUGCGUGAAGAAUUUAUCACCGGAAGAAAUACUGUUACACUCAACUAGACUACGCAAUGCUCUGGGUAGAAAGGUCAUUAAGCUGCGGACAAGGCAUGUGACUAAGCAUCCCAGCGUUCAGGGAACUUGGAAUACACAACUGAAGUUUUGAUUGUUGAUGCUUAAAAAUUUUGGUGAAUGUGCAAGUCGCAUCCUUGUUGUUUUUUCUAUGAAUUCUUACCAGGAAAUAUAUAUCAGUUAUAUCCUUCAAAGUUAACGGCAUUUAAGUUAACAUAUAUUUUUCUGAGAAAUUUGCUUGCAA
Dendrobium catenatum is the source of this 693-nucleotide messenger RNA. Its product is annotated as 54S ribosomal protein L51, mitochondrial. Bases 184 to 543 code for a protein of 119 amino acids. Lineage: Eukaryota; Viridiplantae; Streptophyta; Magnoliopsida; Asparagales; Orchidaceae. Gene Ontology annotation, molecular function: structural constituent of ribosome. Gene Ontology annotation, cellular component: mitochondrial large ribosomal subunit. The transcript is spliced from 4 exons. Gene Ontology annotation, biological process: mitochondrial translation. The record is from RefSeq and is a predicted model, not a curated record.